This is a messenger RNA of Brienomyrus brachyistius, 3859 nucleotides long. It is a transcript of the gene hid1b, whose product is annotated as HID1 domain containing b. Lineage: Eukaryota; Metazoa; Chordata; Actinopteri; Osteoglossiformes; Mormyridae. The transcript has 20 exons. The record is from RefSeq and is a predicted model, not a curated record. Bases 289 to 2679 code for a protein of 796 amino acids. Gene Ontology annotation, cellular component: Golgi medial cisterna; Golgi trans cisterna; membrane.
UAAUGACCGCCUGCGAAUGGAAAGAAAUACUGACGGGAUUAGAAUACGUUUUUCUGUUUCGUUUUGUUGUAUUAUUUACUCUAAGGUCUUUGUGUAAUUAAUACUUCACAGUUGUUACUUGAUUAAGCUUACACUUGCUUUGAUGAUAAACUGAGGCGCUGAAGCGGAAGUGGCUGAUCCUGGAUCCUGCUUUGCGCUCCGGCCGUCGCCUCCGCCAGGGCGGCACACGCGGGGGAGGGAGCACCAGGGGCGGAGGAGAAACCGCGCACACAUACACACACACGCAAAAUGGGGGGCUCGGACUCCAAGCUCAACUUCAGGAAGGCGGUAAUACAGCUGACGACGAAAACGCAGCCUGUCGAGGCGACGGACGAUGCUUUCUGGGAUCAGUUCUGGGCUGAUACGAUCACCACUGUCCAGGAUGUGUUUGCGCUGGUCCCUGCUGCUGAAAUACGGGCAGUCCGUGAAGAGUCUCCCUCAAAUUUGGCCACACUCUGCUAUAAGGCUGUGGAGAAGCUGGUCCAGGGGGCGGAGUCUGGCUGCCUCUCGGAGAAGGAGAAGCAGAUCGUCUUGAACUGCGCCCGGCUGCUCACACGCAUCCUACCCUACAUCUUUGAGGACCCUGAUUGGAGAGGGUUCUUCUGGUCCACUGUGCCUGGAGCCGGCCGGGACGGGGCCGACGGCGAUGCUGACGAUGACGGAGCCCGACCGCUCGCCGAGCUGCUGCUCCUGGCCGUCGCCGACCUGCUUUUCUGCCCCGACUUCACCGUGCAUAGCCACAGGAGGGGGGCGCUGGACACUGCAGAGGACAUCCAGACCCUGGACAGCUGUGAGUACAUCUGGGAGGCCGGGGUGGGCUUCGCCCAGUCGCCCCCCCUCAACUACAUCCACGACCUCAACAGGACAGAGCUGUUGAAGUUGCUGCUCACCUGCUUCUCUGAGGCCAUGUAUCUCCCUCCAUCUUCGGAAAACAACAUCCUCAACCCCUGGGUGACCUUCUUUUGCUCCACGGACAACAGGCAUGCCCUGCCCCUCUUCACCUCCCUCCUCAACGUGGUGUGUGCCUACGACCCCGUGGGAUAUGGCAUCCCCUACAACCACCUGCUCUUCUCCGACUACCGUGAGCAGCUGGUGGAGCACGCCGUGCAGAUCCUCAUCGUGACCCUGGAGCAUGAGGGUGGGGCAGCCCCCGGCCACAGUCAGGCCCUGGACUCCACGGGCUCGCCCGCUAGCCUGGACGACCAGGACUUCGUGGGCCCAGACAACCUGUUUGUGAACUACCUGUCUAGGAUCCACAGGGAGGAGGAUUUUGGCUUCAUCCUGAAGGGUCUAGCCCGCCUGCUGACCAACCCACUGAUUCAGACCUACUUGCCCAACUCCACCAAAAAGAUCCAGUUCCACCAGGAGCUCCUGGUGCUCUUCUGGAAGCUGUGUGACUUCAACAAGAAAUUCCUCUUCUUCGUCCUGAAGAGCAGUGACGUGCUGGAUGUCCUGGUACCCAUCCUGUACUACCUGAACGACGCCCGAGCUGACCAGUCUCGCGUGGGCCUGAUGCACAUCGGCGUCUUCAUCCUACUGCUGCUGAGCGGUGAGAGGAACUUUGGCGUUCGGCUCAACAAGCCCUACACGGUGCGCGUGCCCAUGGACAUCCCCGUCUUCACGGGCACCCACGCUGAUCUCCUCAUCGUGGUUUUCCACAAAAUCAUCACAAGCGGACACCAGCGUCUGCAGCCACUCUUUGAUUGCCUGCUCACCAUUGUUGUGAACGUCUCGCCCUACCUGAAGAGUCUGUCCAUGGUGGCAGCCAACAAGCUCCUGCACCUUCUAGAAGCCUUCUCCACGCCCUGGUUUCUGUUCUCUGUCUCGCAGAACCAUCACCUGGUCUUCUUCCUGCUGGAGGUCUUCAACAACAUCAUUCAGUACCAGUUUGAUGGCAACUGUAACCUGGUGUACGCCAUCAUCCGCAAGCGGGCCGUCUUCCACCAGCUGGCCAACCUGCCGUCAGACUCCGGCUCCAUCCAGAAGGCUCUGCAGCGCAAGAAGCGCUCGCCUGAGGCCAUCUCGCGCACCAACUCGCAGGAGACCGUGUCCAUGGAGGGCUCGCGACCCGCGGCCCCCGCUGAGCCCGGCACGGUGAAGACCAGCCUGGCUGCCACCCCGGGCAUUGACAAGCUGACUGAGAAGUCGCAGGUGUCCGAGGAUGGCACCAUGGUCUCCGUACAGCACACCCCGUCGGACCACAGUGACACGGAAUCCAACUCGGGAAGGGAUAACGAGGACGUGUUUUACACAGAGGCCGAAACGGCCCGGAGGCGUCUGUCCAGUGUGUCCUCGGUCUCAAGCUGGACCCCCACCCCAGAAUGGGUGCUCUCCUGGAAGACCAAACUCCCUCUGCAGACAAUCAUGCGCCUGCUCCAGGUCCUGGUGCCCCAAGUGGAGAAGAUCUGCAUUGACAAGGGCCUGACGGACGAGUCGGAGAUCCUGAAGUUCCUGCAGCAUGGCACUCUGGUGGGCCUCCUGCCUGUCCCCCACCCCAUCCUGAUCCGAAAGUACCAGGCCAACGCCGGUACUGCCAUGUGGUUUCGCACUUACAUGUGGGGUGUGAUCUACCUGCGUAAUGUGGACCCCCCCAUCUGGUAUGACACGGAUGUCCGACUCUUUGAGAUCCAGAGAGUGUAGGUUUGCCGAUGAGAAAAGAGGAGAUGCCAGGACACUGCGUGGUACUUUAUUAUUUGCCCUCCCAGCUCUGCUCCCCCAUGACCACCAACAGUCGGCAUUUGCUUUGCCCACAAAGCCCACCUCCAGUACUUCUCCCGGUCUGAGGAGGAAGAGGGAGGAGAAAGAACCGGAGGAUGGAGGCUAUGCUGUGUGUUUGUCUGUUUUUCCAAUUCAAUUUAGCAUUCCUGCUGCCCGCACCUCUAGCAUUAACCUCCACAGUAAACAGACCCAGAGGCGGAUGGCCCCUUUGCCUGUUUCCAAGACAACCAGGCAAUGAAUAUCACAUGAUCUUGUGCAGGUUCCUGAAGGACACCUGACUGCCAGGUGUUCUGUGAGGUGGCUUCUGCCACCUGGUAAAUCGGAUAUAUACACGGUGAAGCUUUUCCUUUCCUUUUCUGAAAGUUAAAAAUAGCUAUUGUUUUAGGUAUCUGGUGGGAGGGGGUCUUCUGUUUUUCUUUUCUUUUGAAUAAUUUUUGUCAGUGUGUUUGCCGAGCCUGUGGGAGUCGCCCUCUCCCACCUCAGGGCACUAGUUACAUGGCGUUGCUGAAGUAUCCUGUCAAAGCAGAUGCGUGCGGUUUUCUUGCGUGACCAAAAACGGUCACUUGCCAGCAAUUCAGGGGUUAAAUAUCCUGACAGGUAACGAAAAACAUCCCGGCUGCCGCAUUUAUCGAUGUUUCUUCCCUCUUUCAUUUUCCUGUGACUGGCUUUUCUUUUUUUUAUCCCCCUAAAUAAAACAAGUCUGUUUAUGGACGACAAAAGGUACAAGAUGGAAGGAAGUCGUGUGAAAGCUGGGCUUCCUCACGACGGAUCCUGUGGAUGCUGUUUGAGGGGCAUCCAGUGUUACUACAGGGUCCAAUGGGAGGUAGUUUCUGUAGCAGGGAAGUGACGGCACCUGACUGUCCCAGUCGGGGAUGGGUGGGGGCGUCUGUCAUCGGGGGGGGGGGGGGGUCUCCCCUGAUGGUGUCAGACCAGUGUCUCGCUUUGUGAUGUUAUAAUGCCAGUAUAUCAAUGUGGCUCAUACAGUCUAAUAUAUAUGUAUGUAUACAGAAUGAGAUAUAAUUUGUGGUUUCUGUUUGAAUGAGUAUUUUUCUGUCUGAAAGAUAUGUAGAGUAUAUUAUAAAAUAAACCCUUUAUAAAUGAA